Molecule: messenger RNA, 2027 nt
Organism: Diatraea saccharalis (sugarcane borer)
Lineage: Eukaryota; Metazoa; Arthropoda; Insecta; Lepidoptera; Crambidae
Source: the annotation of a GenBank genome assembly
CUAAAUGAUAGAGAAUUAUGUUCCCUAAAUAAAACAGCUUACAUCUUGGCUCUAAAUAAAGUAGUUUACAAGCUAUGACGGUUUGAAUAAAUCCUUAAAACCGCAUAUUUACAAUAGAUAAGGAAUUCGAGAAAUUCCAAGGAACGGGUCUUUUGACAAUCCCGUCUUGGAAUGCCGUUCAUAGAACUGCCAGGUAAAAAAUGAUUUGGGGGCCUUGAGACCGCAACGCAAACGCAAUCAGUCAGUCGUCCCUCGCUUUGCGUUGCGAUUACAUUCUCUUGUGCCAUACUGUGCUUGUUAUCGUUAAACUGUUCGUUACUUUUUUGUUAUUGUUGCUAGACUUUUGUUAUUGUUGUUGAACUUUUUGUUUUGUUAUUGGACUAAGUUGUGUUACUUUAGCUAACGAAAGUUAACUGCAAUGGAAAAUGGCCAUUAUUCAAACCACGACGUUGCCGACAUCCAUUACGUCUAUGAAUUGUGCGAUGGGAAUGCUAACAGAGCUGUUAGAGAGUAUGCGAGAAGAUUCCCAAAUAGACCAACACCAAACGCUCGCACAUUCAUAAGAAUUCAUUUGCGCCUUGCUGAAAAUAGAAUAAGGCAACCCGCCAACGAACGUUUUCGUAUAAUAUCACCGAGUGAGGAAGAAGAGAUAUUGCGAUUGAUCACAGAAGAUCCUAAACUAAGUGUCAGACGUAUUGCAAUUAGACUCGGUUUAUCUAAAUGGACAGUGUGGCGAGUCUUUAAAAGGGAAGGAUUGCACCCGUACCAUUUUAAACGGGUGCAAGAGAUAAUUGAACCAGAUUACGGAGGAAGGGCCGUUUUUUGCUCAUGGAUACUCAGAAUGACGAGAUCGGAGCCAAAUUUUUUGAAAAAAAUAUUGUGGACCGAUGAGGCUACUUUCACACGAUCGGGAUAUGUAAACCAUCGCAAUGAACAUCUUUGGCUUCAUGAAAAUCCUUAUGCUGUGAGAGAAAGCACGUUCCAACACCAAUUCUCGGUAAAUGUGUGGGCAGGAAUGAUCGGCAAUAUUUUGAUUGGCCCACUCAUUUUGCCAGCCGUGAUGAAUGGCCUUAGAUUUCUCCAGUUCUUGGAAACUGACUUCCUGGACGCAUUGAUAGAAAUACCACUGGCCUAUAGGAGAAGGAUGACUUUACAAUUGGAUGGAGCUCCGGCACACUUCGCUACGAAUGUACGAAGCCAUUUAAAUGAAAAUUACCCGAUGUGGAUUGGACGCGGUGGAACAAUCGCUUGGCCACCCUGUUCACCUGACUUGACCCCACUAGAUUUUUUCUUGUGGGGUACAAUGAAGCAAAAAGUUUAUGUUGACGUGCCAAAUACACGCGAGGACCUUAUUAGAAAAAUAAUUCAAGUCGGAAAUGAACUGAAAAACGACAAAGCAAUGAUAAGGCGCUCUACGCAACAUGUAUCUGUAAGAGCAACAGUAUGUCUGCAACAUGAUGGAGGACGUUUUGAGCAAUGGCUGUAAUACAUGUUUUGUUUUUUUGUGAAAAUAAAUACCGUGAUAACUAAGUAUUUUGUUUUAUUUUUUUCUCUUCUACUGGAUUAGACAAUAUGAGGUUAUAUUCAAACCGUCAUAACUUCUAAACUACUUUAUUUAGGGCUGAGAUGUAAGCAAUUUUAUUUAGGGAACAUAUUUCUCUACCAUUUAGAAAUAAAAAAAAAAGUAGGUCAACGGCUUGAAUUCUAUGAAAAAGCUUAUAUUGUUAAAAAAAACGCAAAAAAAUACAUAAUUAUUAUCGUUUAAUAAUUUUUUUCUCUAUUUUAUAAAAUAAAGUUAGGAUAAUAUUUAGUAUUAGUUUACUGUCUACAUGUUUCUCUAUCGAAUGAGACUUAUUUUGUGUUUCUAGGACCGCUACAUGGGUAGCUAUAGCUAAAUUAGUACAACAUCGAUGUUUCAGUUAAAACGAAAACCAAAAUGGCCUCCAUUUUAUUAUGGUAGAAGAAAAACUACUUAUAGGGCUUGAUUUAUCGAUAAAACAUACCGCAUUUCAACCCCCUAACGGCUC